Molecule: messenger RNA, 2216 nt
Organism: Folsomia candida
Lineage: Eukaryota; Metazoa; Arthropoda; Collembola; Entomobryomorpha; Isotomidae
Exons: 7
Coding region: 411-2063 (550 amino acids)
Source: RefSeq, a predicted model, not a curated record
UUUUAAUUUAAUUGUUUCAGGGAUUUCGUUUGUCCUUAUUGUAGGAAAUCUUUUAGUACGAAAUUCAAUAGGGAUCGACAUAUGAAAGCAAGGACAAAUGGCAGAUGCCCUCGUCACAAUUUUGGUGUAAUGGUUGAUGGGGUCAGAACUUAUCUUUGCACAGCUCCAGAUUGCGAGGAAGUCUUCACGACAGUUCAGGAGAGAUGCAGCCAUGAAGUUCGUCGACACACUGCUUCCGAAAGUACUCGAGACCAGCAACCCUUGUACACGUGGAAAUGUGAACAAUGCGAGGUCUUCUUUGUUAGUAAGAAAUGUCUUGAUGAUCACAUGGCAAACCAUGCUGAAAAACCCGAGUUUGAAGCUCGCGAUAAGCAAAUACAAAGAACUGCUGUACUUCAAGACGACGGACAAUGAGGUACAAGUGCGAGCUGUGUUCAAAAAGUUUCCCCUCCGCCUCGAAACUAAAUCGUCAUGACGGAUACCGUCAUGCGUUGGUACCAUUAUUGAAACCUCUUAGACGGGGGUUCAAGGAAAGACGAUCUCCUUUAAUUCCUGGCAACGGGUUCAUCAUCAGAGACCUUCUUCCCAGGGAUCUGGGUCAUCCAACUUCAGAACAAGAACAGGAGUGGAUCUUUGAGUGGUUAACCGUUCGAAUGAGAAAAUCAGUUGACGUAUAUGCUGCUAAUGGUUCAUGUGUGUAUGUAGCGGGAGUUCUGGGUCCCAAGUACCACAGGGGCCAGGACAUUCUCAACUUCAUUACAGAAAACCCCGAGGAACUUAGCCUGUACUUCGGCCGAGAUAUGGGCAGCAUCUCUGUGGAUGUUCAUCCUCAUCAUCGUGAUAUGGAUAUAGACUCCCCCCUUCGACAGCCCCACCCCAACCGUCAUGACCAGUUCCUGGACGUUGUCUUUUUCGGACGUCGAUAUGUGGAAGGAAACUUUCAAGAGCGAAUGAAACUAGUUCGUCAAUUGGAAGCCAAGUACAUUGAAAUGGCUUUAACGGAUGCGGAGUUUGAACCAGUCCCUGGCGUCCCCCAGUACAAGGUUCUUAACCAAAGGAGAGAACGUCAAGAGAUGGUGGAAGUAGGCGAUGAUAAGAUCCGACAGGUUAUCAGGCGCGGGGUAAAGGGAGUGACAUUUCUGUGUCUCAAACAAGGAUGUGUUGAUCCAAACUGUAAUGCAUACAUACACCCUGACUGGAAGAGUGACCUGACGAUCGAUUUGACAAGACGUCGACGAGGCAUGGAAGAGGAGGAUGACGAUCGCCCAGGUACUGGCUCAUCCGCAGAUGUUGACAGCGAGGAAGAUGAAGAAGAAAUGGAUAUCGAUGAGUCAGGAUCUGAGGACGACGACGACGAUGAAGACAUGGAUACAGAUUCCUCUGAAGACCACGAAUGGAGUGACAAAAGUCAACCAGAACCUGGCGUCGUUAGUGUCAAAAUCCCUCGCCCCAUAAACCCACACGACAUUAUCUUGGAGGUGGAUCGACGAUUCCAAGAGUUUAAAGAGAAGACCGCAACCUAUGAUCCGACUCACACGGUCUACACUGUGAUAACAACCAGCAAUGACGAGUUUGAUGCUACCAAGAGUGGACGCCGAAUGUGUCGAGAGGUCAUCAAGAGACAGGACGAAUCCCAGAAGAUUGGGUGCUAUACUGGGGCAAACAGCAAAGAGCAGGAGGCUGACUACCAUAAUGGACACCCACAUAGUAGCAUAAACAAGUCCAUCAGAACCAACCGCACUGCAAUCCGCAUAUCCACAACGAACUUUCCAACCAGGACCCUGGCGAGAAAGGAGGAGGCCCUUCGUUUGUUGCAUGGGUUCCUACAUAUGCGCUUCCGAGCUAAAGGGAUCAGUUUUGAUAUACUAAACCAUCACAUGGAGUGGCAAUGGCUUUCGUUGUGCUCGGAGGAGGAAAUCAAAAGAUCAAUCCGGUUGGCGUGGCUGGGGAUUCCGCCUGUUGUGUUUGAGGAGUUAUCGGAAGACCUCAAGUUUGAACACGGACACUAUCCAGUGAACUUGAGUCGCCAGGUCCUGGACGGAGAAAUAAAGAAAAUUGAAUAACCGCUGCUAUUAAAAAUUUUAAUGAAUUACUUACUAAUCUUACCUUCAUUAUUGGUUUCGGUACUCUUGCGUGAUUUUGACUGCAAUAGAUAUGAUAUUAUAGAUAUAGAUAUUAAACCAUAACGAUAAAUUAUUUGAACUAAAUCGUUUCUG